This is a messenger RNA of Neurospora tetraspora, 651 nucleotides long. Its product is annotated as microsomal signal peptidase 12 kDa subunit-domain-containing protein. Lineage: Eukaryota; Fungi; Ascomycota; Sordariomycetes; Sordariales; Sordariaceae. The coding region runs from base 224 to 535 and encodes 103 amino acids. The transcript is spliced from 3 exons. Gene Ontology annotation, biological process: protein targeting to ER. The record is from RefSeq and is a predicted model, not a curated record. Gene Ontology annotation, cellular component: signal peptidase complex; endoplasmic reticulum membrane.
ACAGUAUGAGUGGUGUACCUGAAUCCGAUUUCCUCCCAUGCAACACCUUGACGACCAUUUGAUAUUGAACUUUGGCGAUAACCAUACGCACGUAUUCCACUUGUAACUAAAUCUACCACUCAUCAUUGUCUACAAUCCAGGGUUCGACGCUCUCGAUAUACCCAAACAGCUGGCCGAUUGCCGCCCAUUCUCGAACCUUCCCCGGCAUAACGCUUGCCUCACAAUGGCCGAACAACUGUUGGAUCAGGUCCGCGAUGUUGCGGAGGGCCAAAUUGACUUCGAAGGCCAGAAGCUGGUAGAACUCCUCGUCAACGUAACUCUGGCACUUACAGGUGUUGUCUCGUUCCUCGUCGGAUAUAUCUUGCAAGACAUCAAGCUGGCGCUCCAGAUUGGACUUGCCGGAACCGCUCUCACCUUCGUCCUCGUCGUUCCUCCGUGGCCGUUCUACAACCGAAACCCUGUCAAGUGGCUACAAGUCGGCGGCGGGCUGGUACCGCCACAAAGCCUGAUCAUAGAUGAGAAGAGUUUCAGGUAGACUGUGGUUGCCGGAUCGUCACACAGUUCAGAUCUACGUCUGCGAGGAAGGGGGUUGAGCAAAGCAACAUCGUUAAAAUACCAGAUGCGCCGGUCAUUAUAUUCAUUCUACUGCAC